GACGCAUAAAUAAAGGCAACUUUUUCCAGUUAAUUUUGGACUUUGCAAUGGAUAUUAAAAUGCUCAGGUUAGAACGAGAUUUGCCAUCAGCAGAUAACGAUUAGACCCAAGAGUUUUUUUUUAUCGCAAAUUACGAUUCAAUAUGAACCUUUAUUUGUCGAGUAGUUAUAUUUCGUGGCCUGAGAACCUUCCAUGAUGGUCGACAUCGUGCAGCUCGAACGAAUAUCUUCAAGUGCGCAUGGGAAUUACGCCAAUAUAAAGUAUUUGACUGAUAACGAACUGUGUAGAUAGUUGUUUUGAGACUGAUAUCUCAGACUGAUAAAUAAUCUCGUUCAGCAAACACUACAGCAGCACUAUAUAAUGCCAUGAGGUGAGAUACUGUCUUCAGUUUCGUCCUCCACUUGGUGCAGCAACUAACCAGAACAAUGCAGACCAGGAACGUGAUGAUAGCCGUGCUAGGGGUGGGUUGUUGCGUGCUGCUGAUCACAACCAUCGUCGUGACGACGACCAAGUCAGAACAGGAGCUGAGGUCGUGUCCUGCAGACUACGUCACGCAGCCCCCCGUGAUCCUCGUCUCCCUGGACGGGUUCCGAGCGAGCUACAGAGAACGUGGCCUCACCCCCGUCAUCAGUAGGCUGGCCCAAGAGGGGGUCUUCGCCCCCUACAUGAACCCCUCAUACCCCACCGUCACCUUCCCCAACCACUACACCAUCGUUACAGGCUUGUACCCGGAGUCACAUGGCAUAAUCGCAAACAAGUUUUACGACCCCGAGUUCGGAGCAACGUUCGCGCUGGGGUCCUCCGAGAGCCAGAAGGGCCGUUGGUGGGGCGGCGAGCCCAUCUGGAACACCUUGACGCGACAGGGCAAGAAAAGUGCCACUUUCUUCUGGCCCGGUUCAGAUGUGCCCAUCGGAGGGCAGUAUCCAACGUACUGGUAUCCCUACAACUCAUCCGUGCCCUACGAAGAUCGAGUACAGCAGGUCCUGGACUGGGUGACGUUGCCAGCAGACGAGCGGCCCGCUUGGAUCACACUCUACUUCGACGAGCCCGACCACACCGGCCACGCUGAGGGACCUGAUUCACAGGGCAUAAAUGACCAGCUUGUUCGCAUGGAUGGUCUCAUCGGACAGCUGGUGACCGGGCUAGAAAAUGCCGAGCUUCUGAACUGCGUAAAUCUGAUCAUUGUGGCAGACCACGGCAUGGCCGGUGGAGGUCUAGGCUGGGUUAUCAAACUGUCGGACUACAUAAGUGAUUUGGACGACACGGCCUAUACCUACACCGGGGCCUUCACCAGGCUUGACCCCAAGAACGAUAGUGAUGAAGUUAAGUACGACAUGAUGAGAAAACUUGCCUGCCAGCGUACAGACAUGCGGACCUAUGAAAAAUCCGGUUUGCCGAAACGCUUCCAUUUUAGCAACAACCGCCGGAUCGAAGACAUCGUUCUGGACUUGGACGACGGGCGUUACGGUUCCGUGUCUUCCAGCUACUACAACAACGGCAACCACGGCUACGAUAAUUAUUUCCCUGCCAUGAAUGCUCUGUUUGUGGCUCGUGGACCAGCUUUCAAGUCUGGCCUGGAGCUGGCACCGUUCCAGAACAUCCAGCUGUACAACCUGAUGUGUCACCUGACAGGCGUGCUUCCAGCCGAGAACAACGGCACCCUGGGUGCACUCAACGCCAUGCUUAACACACCUGGCCCAAUUAUUCCGCUCCCAGAGGUCGAACAGCCGCCAGCCGCCUCGUUCCCGAGCGAGACGGAAUUGCCCGACAGGUUUGGAGUGUCUGGCUGUCCUGGAGAUCUAACAGCUUACGAGGAUUGGUUGUCACUCCUGAACAUGACAUCGGAAGAGCAAGCUCGACUCGAGUCUAAGCACGCGCCCUGGGGGCUGCCUCGAGUCCUCAACCAGACAGAUGGGCUGACGCUGCUCCAUCAGCCUGACUUCAUUACUGCAUAUUCGUCAUCACUCAAGAUGCCGGUGUGGUCGAGCUUCUCCUUGUUCGGGGCCCCGACCGGCACCCCCGCCUUCAACUGGACAAGUGACGUCAGACUCAACGCUGACCAGAGCGUCACCUGCGCUGACUAUGACAGCCUAACCAACGUUACUAUGGCGCCACUCUUCUUCCCAGGUUUUUCGUCGGACAGUUCCCAGAGCAAAAUCCCGUACAUGGUGAGUAACGCAGUGCCGUCAACGGAGCAGCAGCAGCGGCAUUGGCAGGACCUCAUGUCCCAUCUCAUCGCGCGUUGGUUGGGCAGCGGCAGCCUGAACGUUAUAGUGGGCCCGGUGUUUGACCGCAACGCCGACUCCCACGCUGACGUCUUCAACAGCACCGAAACCUUCCCUCAGCUGCCCACAGUCCUGUUCGCUAUCGUAACACGAUGUUCCAUUGGCGGCAACAUCACCGCCUGUGAACCACAAAACCUCGAGUCACGAGCCUUCCUUUACCCAACUGUACAGCCCGUCGAGAACUGCUUGGAAAGCAGCGAAUAUGCUUUGGAGUUUAGCAGUACCGUCAGGGAUGUCAGAAUCAUCACCGGUUUGGCCUUCUACCCUGAUCUGUCAUUCGACGACAGAGUUCGUCUCGAGACGGUGGUCCACCAGUCGCUCUGGUAGAGCUUUCCGAAACGCCAACACAGGAUUUACCAACGGUUAUAAGUUAUUUUUCUUGAGAUUCUUCACCCAAAAAUGAGGACAGAAAUAAUCUGAGAUUAUGAAAUCUGGCAAAAAGGUCUAAACUAAUGGUUAAAUGUUUGACCAAUUAUCAUCAGCUAGCUACCUGAAUUGACGAGUAUAAGAAAUUUCAAUAGAAUGCCUUUUUUAUUGUACACGUUUCAAGUGCUUCGUGCUUGAAGUCAACGAUUCGAUUAAUUCACUGAUUUCCAUUCAACCAAGGAAGAUAUUGUUUAAUCGGUUCAAGGUAUAGCGACACUGAACAUAGUGCUGAGUGUAUAUAUACAUCUUCCCGGACACACGCUAUCCAAUGCAACUAUGUACCGAACUUUAAUGCUCAAAUAUACGAAACCAUAAUA
Molecule: messenger RNA, 3028 nt
Organism: Hyalella azteca
Lineage: Eukaryota; Metazoa; Arthropoda; Malacostraca; Amphipoda; Hyalellidae
Product: venom phosphodiesterase
Exons: 14
Coding region: 426-2612 (728 amino acids)
Molecular function (GO): hydrolase activity; metal ion binding; nucleic acid binding
Source: RefSeq, a predicted model, not a curated record